AUGCCUCAAGAAAAGGAAAGUGUGCAUUGUCCAGCUGGUCAUUCUUACGAUAAUAUUAAUAAGCGCAUCAAUACUAUUGCAGAUGAAAAUCAAGAAAAAACAAUCAAAUCUCAAAAACAUGAAUUAUUUUCAUCUUCAAGCGAGUCUCAUCUACAAUCUUGCUAUAUUAGCCGAAGUAUUUAUACUCUUCAUGGAUUACAUAAUUCAUUAGAAGAUGUAAAAUCGGGAAAGUCUCAAGAAUUAAAUGGUGCAUUAUCGAAUUUAGUUAAGAAAUCAAAUAAUAAUAUAGAAGAUAAUAUUUUUCAGGAAUUUAAGAUUGCAGAUGAAAAUCAAGAAAAAGCAAUCAAAUCUCAAAAACAUGAAUUAUUUUCAUCUUCAAGCGAGUCUCAUCUACAAUCUUGCUAUAUUAGCCGAAGUAUUCAUACUCUUCAUGGAUUACAUAAUUCAUUAGAAGAUAUAAAAUCGGGAAAAUCUCAAGAUCCAAAUUUAUUAAUACCAACUACUUCAAAUGGUAGUACUUAUGAUAUUGAUUCUAAAGAAUCACAAGAAUGCAUUGAUUGGGAAAAAGAAAUUCAAAAUUAUACAAAAAUAAGACCAUACUCUGAUAUCUCAACUUUAGAUUAUAAUUCUCGAGAAUCCAAAGAAUGCAUUAAUUUAGAUAACGAAGAUAAUAUUACAUUUAAGAAAAUAAAAAGAUUAGAUUAG
Diversispora eburnea is the source of this 705-nucleotide messenger RNA. The record is from the annotation of a GenBank genome assembly. NCBI's taxonomy places the organism in Eukaryota, Fungi, Glomeromycota, Glomeromycetes, Diversisporales, Diversisporaceae.